Messenger RNA from Numida meleagris (helmeted guineafowl), 1226 nucleotides. RefSeq names its product transmembrane protein 98 (gene TMEM98). The record is from RefSeq and is a predicted model, not a curated record. NCBI's taxonomy places the organism in Eukaryota, Metazoa, Chordata, Aves, Galliformes, Numididae. The transcript is spliced from 7 exons. Gene Ontology annotation, cellular component: endoplasmic reticulum. The coding region runs from base 240 to 917 and encodes 225 amino acids.
GGGGAAGAAGGGGGGAGAAAGGGCUCGGGGCUGUAGGGGGCGUGGGGCCGGGGCGCGUGCCCCCCCCGGCGUUACUCACCGUGCAAAGGUCGCGGCCGCGCUGCGGAAGUGGCCCCGGUCCCCACGGAUCCGGCUGCGCGCAGAGCCCCCCAGGGACGGGCUCUGGGGGUCCCCACCCCAUUGCAGGCGCCACUGGGGCCGAGAUGGAGCGCAGCGCCUGAGCGCGGCGGGGACGAGCCAUGGAGACGGUUGUCAUCGUGGCCAUCGGGGUUUUGGCCACCAUCUUCCUGGCGUCCUUCGUGGCGCUGGUGGUGGUGUGCAGACAGCGCUACUGCCGCCCCAAAGACCUCCUGCACCCCUAUGACACCAAACCCAUCGUGGACCUCAUCGGGGCCAUGGAGACGCAGUCGGAGCCCUCAGAGCUGGAGCUGGACGACGUGGUCAUCACCAACCCCCACAUCGAGGCCAUCCUGGAGAACGAGGACUGGAUCGAGGACGCCUCGGGCCUGGUGUCACACUGCAUCGCCAUCCUGAAGAUCUGCCACACGCUGACGGAGAAGCUGGUGGCCAUGACCAUGGGCUCGGGCGCCCGCGUCAAGUCCCCCUCCAGCCUCGGUGACAUCAUCGUGGUGGCCAAACGCAUCAGCCCCAGGGUGGACGACGUGGUCAGGUCCAUGUACCCCCCGCUGGACCCCAAACUGCUGGACGCCAGGGCCGCGGCGCUGCUGCUGUCCGUCAGCCACCUGGUGCUGGUGGCACGGAGCGCGUGUCCCCAACCCGGGGACCGGGACUGGGUGGACCGCUCGCUGGCGGCCGCCGAGCAGCACCUGGCCGCGCUGCGCCACGCCGCCAUGGCCACCGAGCCCGAGCGGCCGGCGGGCACCGAGCCCUUCCGGCAGGAGCAGUCGGCCAUCUGAGCACGGCGGCACCGGGGACACCGGGAAGGCCACCAGCGGGGCCACCAACUGUGGAACACGCGGUGCCAGCGGCGCUGCCACCGAUGCCACCGCCAGUGUCACCACCGGCGCCAGCUGGAUGCCACCACCAGUGCCACUGAUAGCACCGCCAGUGCCACCGGCCGUGCCACCACUGAUGCCUUCCCAAGUGCCACCACCAGUGCCACUGGCGCCUCCUGCAGUGUCACCACUGGUGCCACCAAUCCAGAAGGAGCCGUCGUCCACCUGAGCCCUGGGACACCAGUGCCAAUAAAGCCCCGUGACACGGCU